Molecule: messenger RNA, 215 nt
Organism: Sphaeroforma arctica JP610
Lineage: Eukaryota; Ichthyosporea; Ichthyophonida
Exons: 1
Source: RefSeq, a predicted model, not a curated record
AUGUUCAAUGUGCAGGUGCGAGUGAGUGAGAAUGCUGCGCUGCACCCCCAAGGGGUGGAAGUUGAAAGUUGCAAAGUGUGUUUCGAACACUUUGAAGAGAUGAUGACAGGUUCAGGCGGUAUUUAUCGAUCGCUGACCCAAAUCUUCAUCAAAAAUCGGGAGCACAAGAUAGGACAAUUGGAAUUGGAGACCAAUAAGCUACUGGGGCGUAUGAG